This is a messenger RNA of Xiphophorus hellerii (green swordtail), 2273 nucleotides long. Its product is annotated as tripartite motif-containing protein 16-like. Lineage: Eukaryota; Metazoa; Chordata; Actinopteri; Cyprinodontiformes; Poeciliidae. Gene Ontology annotation, molecular function: protein binding; zinc ion binding. The record is from RefSeq and is a predicted model, not a curated record.
UACUCUUCCACUUUCAUUUCAGAGAAAGUGAAACUUACUGAGCAGCAGUGCUUGAUAUGUGACCCCUAUUCUUAGAGCCGCUCCCUGUUUUUCUAGAUUUGCUUUUAGGGAAAGUGAAACUUACCAAAUGCAGUGAAGAAGAUGGCGGCGAAAAGUGAAGCUCCCCAUUCUUUGUGCUGCUCUGUAUGCCUGGAGGUGUUGAAGAAACCUGUGACUCUUCCUUGCGGCCACAGCUACUGUAUGGACUGUGUAAGUAACUACUGGGACCAGGAGGGCCAGAAGGGUGUUUGCAGCUGCCCUCAGUGUAGACACACUUUCAACUCAAGACCUGUACUGAACAAGAACACGGUACUGGUUGAUUUGAUCGAGAAAAUGGCUGAACCCGAGAGAACCACUCCUUUAUGUGAAAAGCAAGCUAAACCAAAUGAAGUGGAGUGUGAUUUCUGCACUGUGAAGAAACUGAAGGCUGUCAAAACAUGUUUGGUGUGUCUUGCUUCUUACUGUGCCACACACGUCCAGCCUCACUAUGAGUCUGCAGCUUUCCAAAGGCACAAGCUGGUGGAGGUGUCAGACUCCAUCCAGGAGAAGAUCUGCUCUAAGCACGACAAGCUGCUUGAAGUGUACUGUCGCAGUGACGAUGAGUGCAUCUGCCUGCUUUGCGUCAUGGAUGAGCACAAAGACCAUGACACUGUCUCAGGUGUCAGAAAAGAGAAACAAAAACUAUUUGGAGAAAAGAAUCAAAGAAAUCAGCAAAGAAUUGGAGAAAAGGCGAAGCAGGUGCGACAGCUGGGACAGAAAAUUAAGGCAUUGAAGCUUUCCAGAGAUGCAGCACUUGACCAAAAUGAGAAGAUCUACGCUGAAAUUGUCUCGAUGGCAGAUAAGAGACGUUCAGUUGUGAAGGAGCUAAUCAAACAUCAGGAAAAUGCAGCCUUCGGUCAAACUGAAACGCUCAUCAGUCAGCUUGAGAAGGAGAUUAGAGACCUGAGGGGGAGAGACGAUGAAAUGAGGAAGCUGUCUUCAACUGAAGACAACAUUUACUUUUUGCAGCACUGCAAGCCUAUUUUCAAUAGCACAGAAUCUAAAAUGAGCCUGAACCUCAACCUCCAGCAGUACCUAGCCUUUGAUUGUGUGACAAAGGCUAUAUCAGACUUGAAAGACAAAAUGGAAACUGUGUCAACUGCUAUUAAGGAAAUAUCAGAUACCAUUGAAACCGUUCCAGAUCCAAUGACGAGGCAGGAAUUGUGCAUGUAUUUCUGUAGCUUGAGUUUGGAUCCCAACACAGCUUUUGAGAACCUGUUGCUGUCCGAGGAACACACCAAAGUUACUUGGACCAAGAAAGCCCAGGAGUAUCCCUACCACACAGAGAGAUUUACCAAAUAUGAUCAAGUGUUGUGCUCCGAAGGUUUGUCUGGUGUUUGCUACUGGGAAGUUGAGUGGAAGGGGCCCAGAGUUGAGGUGGCGGUGUGCUACAAAGGGCCAAACAUAAAAGAAAGCUGCUUUGGAUACAAUGACCAGUCCUGGAGUGUUUCCCUUGCAAAUUCUGGAUGUACUUUUUGGCACAAUGAAAUGAAAAUCAAAAUUCCCAACCCAUGUUCUUCCAGAAUGGGGUUGUAUUUGAACCAUAAAGCUGGAACCCUGUCCUUUUACAGUGUGUCUUGCUCUGAACAACUGGUGCUCCUCCAUAAAGUUCAAACCACUUUCUCCCAACCUUUGUACCCUGGGUUUAUGGUGUCCAAAGGAGCUUCCGUAAAGAUAAUCAAGCAGCAGUAAAACCGCUUGAUUUAAAUAAAUAAGUUGCAAGAUCCAUACAUCUAACUGAAAACAUACAGUUAGAUAUAGAGGCUAAGUAUCUGAUAUUAUGCUGUAAAGGGAAAUAAUGUAAUUAAAUUGUAUAAUUUGAGUCAUGUAAUUACGAUUACUCUGCCAUUGUAUUUUUAUAUACUUCAGAGGCACUCAAUGCAAAAGCAAAACGUGAACAAGUAUUAUAUGGGAAUCUUACCUGAAUUAUAUAUAUAUUGUGUAGCUCCAGUAAUGUCAGGAUACAAUGAAGACAUGUAGAACUUUACUCUCACCUGACAUUUCCCUCGUUUGCAACUGCACUGAAACUGUGCUUAACUUUCAUUACUGUUCAUCUUGUAUCUUCAUUUAGAGUUUUGUUAUAUUUGUACCAAAUCAUUUCUUGACUGUUUUGAACCACGAUGAAUGAAACAUUGACCAACAUAUUUGAUUUGUAAGAUUUUGAUGAUGGCUCUCAUUAAAAUAUGUUUGUUCAA